Orcinus orca (killer whale) is the source of this 12449-nucleotide messenger RNA. RefSeq names its product programmed cell death 1 ligand 2 (gene PDCD1LG2). Gene Ontology annotation, cellular component: external side of plasma membrane. The transcript is spliced from 8 exons. Bases 320 to 1261 code for a protein of 313 amino acids. Gene Ontology annotation, biological process: T cell costimulation; cellular response to lipopolysaccharide; positive regulation of T cell proliferation. Lineage: Eukaryota; Metazoa; Chordata; Mammalia; Artiodactyla; Delphinidae. The record is from RefSeq and is a predicted model, not a curated record.
UUUGAAUUGUACUCAUAUUAAGAGAAAGCCUGAGUUGGAUGGGGAUGAUAUCUUUUCUUGUCUUGCUCAGUGUACCUUAUCCCCACAGUUUUCUGUUAUUCAUCCUCGUGCGUCCCUCUGCCAGCUAAAAAGAACCCUGGGUUGGAGCUACUACUUGUUGCAUUGGUCUCAGCAGCAACCUAGGUUUUGUUUUUGUUUUGGCUGUUUGUUUUGUUGGCUUCUAUGAGGGAAUCUGAGAAAGAGCAACUGUUUGUUGUUUUAUUUUCUUUUGCGUCUUUGCCUGAGGAGCCGUGCCAAGGCCUGAUAUCCGGUACAGAAAAUGUUCCUUCUCCUGCUAAUUAUGAGCCUGGGAAUGCCGCUUCAUCAGACAGCAGCUUUAUUCACAGUGACGGUCCCAAAGGAAAUGUACACGGUAGACUACGGUGGCAAUGUGACCUUGGAGUGUGAUUUUGACACCGGAGGUCAUGUGGAACUCGGAGAUUUAAAAGCCAGUUUGCAAAAGGUGGAAAAUGAUACAACCUUGCUCAGUGAAAGAGCCAUUUUGCUGGAGGAGCAGCUGCCCCUGGGGAAGGCCUUGUUCCACAUCCCCCAAGUCCAAGUGAGAGAUGCAGGGCAGUACCGCUGCCUGAUCAUCUAUGGGAUCGCCUGGGACUACAAGUACCUGACUCUGAAAGUCAAAGCUUCCUACAAGAAAAUAAACACUCGCAACCUUAAGGUCCCAGGGACAGAUGAGGUAGAGCUCACCUGCCAGGCUGUAGGCUAUCCCCUGGCAGAAGUAUCCUGGCCAAAUAUCAGUGUUCCUACCAACACCAGCCACACCAAGACCUCUGAAGGCCUCUACCAGGUCACUAGUGUUCUGCGCCUAAAGCCACACCCUGGCAGGAAUUUCAGCUGUGUGUUCUGGAAUGCCAAUAUGAAGGAACUCACUUCGGCCAUCAUUGACCAAGGUGAUCUGGAAUCCCCCGAGAUCCGUCCAUCUUCACUGCUUCAUAUUUUCAUCCUCUCCUUCAUCAUUGCUUUAAUGUUCAUAGCCACAAUGAUAGUCCUAAGAAAACGGAUCUGCCAAAAGUUUUAUUCUGGAAAAGGCACAACAAAAAGAUAUGUCACCACGGUAAGGAGGGAAGUGGACAGAGCUAAUGGAUUUAAUGCUUUGGAUAAUAUCCCCUGGGAAGAAGAGGGAGCCAGACAUGGAGAUACUGAUUUGAGAAAUAGGAAGAGGCUAGGUCUGGGGCCCAGUGUUUGGACAGCCAAGAAAACUUGAUUUGAAUCUGUGGCCUGAUGAGCUGGAGUGACCUGAUGGGACAUCCUCAAGAAACUUCUAGACUCUGAACAAGAAUCCCUUGGCCUGCAGAGCUUGUUGUGUGCACUUUUCAAAUGCCUUUGUGUGAGCCAGCACUUUAAUCUGGAGACUGCAGCAAGACUAGGCAGCACCUGCCAAGGUGAACUUACAGAAGUCAGGCAGCCACCCCUCCACUGAUCCGGGCUCUCACUCCUGCAGCCCGUGGCUCCAAUCACACACUACUGCAGUUUAGAAAAAGACCACACCGGAUGCUGGACCCCAGUGAGUGUCCUCAGGCUCUUUGUUGCUUCUGGACGGGAAACAAAAGGAAUUAUUUCCCCCUAAGUUUCCAAAGUGAUUUCCAGAAGCAGAGACCAGUGGAAAUUUCCAGUUACAGAAGUGGACAGAUUGCCAGUAGAGAUACUUUUAUCUGUAGUUUCCUCUGGUUACUGGACAAGCCUAUUGAGACUGCGAGCUCACAGACAGGGCUUUAUACAAAGUCAAGCCAUAAUUGACAUGUUUUAUGACUUACAGGAAUCUUGAAAGCAUCUGAGUUGUUCUAAUGAAGUAUUUAAGCAUUUAAGUACACAGAGUGGCCAAGUACAAAUUGUGGAAAAAAGCCAUUGAGUAUUAUUUGUGAGGUCUGAAUCACAAAGCAUUGGUUUUAACGUGUAAUGGCACCAUAUUGAAUGGUGCUUUUUUUUUUUUAAUUACAUCCUUCCUUCGAAAAAUUCUGUCUCCUUAACCUCAGAAGCCAAUGAUACACAUUUUAAAUUUUGGCAUGCUAAUAUGCUACUUCUGCAAAGAUUUCAGAUGAGUAGCCAUGAUGAUCAAAGCUCCAGACUAAGUCUCCUUUCCUAGCCCUCUAUAUGACUUUAAACUUAACCUUUCAGUGGCUCAGUUUCUAGGUCUGUGAUACGGUGAUACUCACAAGCUGAGGCCUUUGAUGUCAGCACUAGAAAUCCUGUGAGAUCCCAUUAUGGGUGUGUCAAGGAGGAGGGUAACUGGACAUGGUGACAUCGGGCUAAUCAUGUUAAAUUUGGUCUUUGUGCUGGGACCACAAAGCUCAGGACAUUAAUUGACCCCUAAACUAUCCAAAUGUAAACAUUAUCAAGCAUAACAGAUGGAUGAGUGGGCCUGAAGCAAACUCUUUAACUGGUGUACAGACUAAUUUUAGGUUUAUGGGAAUGAAGGGGUGUGAAAGUGAGUAACACACAAAUAAUAUAACAUCUCAGUUUCUUCUAUAGACAUCAAAGAAUGCCGUUGAAGAAUAAAACUCAAUUGUUUAUUCUUCAGCGUGUUCUGAUGUCCUACUUUUGGCUAAGUGAUUUCCCCAGGGCCCAUCCAGGUCAGUAGGUUUAAUGUUCCGUCAGGCCAGUUGGCUCCCAUAGGUUUAAAAGCCUUUGAGGCACACUCGGAUGCCCUCUUCAGAAGGGCAGGGUCCCAUGGUUUGGUCUGGGGUCCCUGCUGGAGAAGCAGCACCUCCUAAGGCUGCAGAGAUCAGAGCAGGCAGGCAAGGCCUUCUCCCUGAAGAAGCAAGUCUCUCCAUCCUGGGCCCCACCUCCCCACAGAUGUGUGGCUGGCAUGCUGCAUCCUUGGGUGGUAAUAUUUAACUCUAUUAGGAACCCGGUGGCAUAAUGAUUUCUGUCAAAAUACCACCAUCUUUAGUCCUAGAUUGGGGCUAUUUUCUAAAAUACCAAAUAGGGACAGGGCUGCCUACCUCCAAUACCCCAAAAUUCAGCGUUCUUUGGGGAAGAAGACCAUUAGGCAUUGUGUCCUAGCAGGAGGAACGUUCUACACUACAGCCUACAGUCAUAAUGUCUAACAUUUACCAAGUACUUACUACAUGCCCGAUAUUGUUUAGCGUUCUAUACAUGUCAUUGGAAUGCGUUCUCUCAAAACCCUCUGAAAAAGGCACUAUUUAUGUCUCCAUUUUAAAGAUAAGGAAACUGAGGCACAGAGAAGAAAUUUGGUUAAGGCUGCCUGUUUAGUUUGGAAGGGAUAGAGCUAGGGCAGUGAAACCAUAUUCAUUAUACCCCACCAUGUGUCCUGAUUUCCUACCCGAUGGGACUUUAAGGUGGGAUUUUACUGGUUACAUAUACCAUGUGGUCUUUUUUUGCUGGCCUAGGAUUAAUUUCACUCUUACUUUUUCCAAAGAGGCACUACAGGAGGGUGGGUGGAGAAGAGGCUCUGACAUGAGAGAUUCCAACUCCGACUCAACUAUAUAUGAAUCAUACAACUUUGCAUGUAUCAUUUGAUCUCUCUAACCAUCCGUUUCCUUAUCUAAAAGAUGAAUACAGUCAUCCCUUGGUAUCUGCAGGGGAUUGGCUCCAGGACCCCCUCAGAUACCAAGUCUGUGGAUGUUCAAGUCCCUUAUAUAAAAUAGUGCUGUAUUUUUGUAUAACCUAUGCACAUCCUCCCACAUAUUUUAAAUCAUCUCCAGAUUACUUAUAAUACCCAAUGAAUGUAAAUGCUUAAGUGAAUAGCUGUAAAUACAAAGUAAAUGCUAUGUAAUAGUUGCUGGUACAUGGCAAAUUCAAGUUAUGCUUUUUGGAACUUCCUUCAAUUUUUUUUCUAAUAUUUUCAGUCCUCAGUUGGUUGACUUCCUAGAUGUGGAACCUGUGGAUAUGAGGGGCCAGCUGUAAUAUAAGAAAGGUUGUUAACAUCUUCCUUUAUCAGGCACUUAGCUUAUACAGCACAUGGUAAAUACCUGUUAAAUAACAAGUAUCAUUGGUAAUCCCUGAUGUACCAGCCACUAUUUCUUGCCAAACAGGCAGUGUCGUGACACUAUUAAGCUAAUCUGUCUGCAGGAUAUUUCUCCUGAAUCCUAGCCCUAAGGGAGAAGUGAGUUAUGCUCCAAGGAUUUCCAGCCAAGGGGUUUUUUGUCCCCAGGCUCUUCUGUACGUGCCGAAUUCUCCAGCUAAGUCAGAGGGCUCACCAGUUCUCCAGUAUGCCUUGUGCUGUCCCCUUCACCUGGAACAUCUCCUUUCUGGGACCUCAAUUCUCCCUUGCAAAACCCUAUCUGUCCGUCAGAUGCCAGCUCUGCCAGUGAAUAUUUUCUGUUUUUCUCCAGUUGAAUAUGAGCUCUCUUUACUCUGGGCAGAGCAGUGUUUUCUUUGUCCCUCUCUAAAGCAGUUAUCUUUUUCAGUUUUGAAUCAUGAGGAUUUGAGCACAUUUUAUAUCUUCCCCUUAGACUAUAAGCUCCUGGAGGACAAGGAGAGAGUGAGAUUUUGUCAUUCCUGCAGCAUCUUUUAUGUGAUAGAUGCCUCAUGCAUGAUUGGCUCUGAGACUCAUUAUAAUAUUAGAGAAAAUGGCUACACUUAACAUUCUUACUUAUUAUGACCUUACUAUGAUUGGCUGAAAAGUAUAUUAUGGCAAUCCUCAAAACAAAAGAGCUAGAUGAGUUCUAAGUCUUUUUUUGAAAAAGUACCUUCUACAAAGAAAGCAAAAAUAGCAUUUGGGAGAGUUUGAGGAAUUGAGAAAGAUCAAACAAACAAAAAUCACCUAUGAUCUCAUCAUCCAAGCACAAGUAUUUUCAUUUUUGUUGUUGGCAUUUGCUCUUUGUCCAGACAUGUACAUAAUUUUGGCUAUUGUUGUUAGCAUGUCAUUUUCUGUCCUUUUUUUCAAAUUUGUCGCUGUGUAUAAGUUCACAGCUAUGUGGCUGACUAGUCUUCCUAAUUAUUUUUAAUGGCUGCAUGGCUUACAGAUCCAUGAUGAACUGGAACUGGGCCCAAACUCCGCUUAUCACCUGAUCACUCUAAACCCCUAUUUUGACCACUGGACCACAGUGGUAUUUGGGAUUCCUAAGAAUUAGUGUUUUUUCAGAGCAGUGUUUUGGAAUUCCUGAAAAGUUUGGGUAUUUCCAUUUCCCCCAGUGCACAGACCCCUUAGUAAAUGACUUUACAUUCCUUUGGGGAUGGCUUGGAGGAGGAUCUAUGCCAAUUAUUUGCGACAUUGUUGCACAGUCCUUUCUUAAGGGGUCCAAUUCUCCUCUUCAUCCAGGAGCUUCAGAUCUGGCCAUCAUGAGGUUAAUUGUUUAUCAUUAUAGAUAACUUUCAAGCCAUGUGCCAGACAUUGUUCUAUUUGCUUUACACGUAUCACCUCAUUUAAACUUCACAAUUCAAUGAAAUAGAGACAAUUAAUGUCUCUAUUUUACCCUCAAGCAAACUAAAGCCCAGUGAAAUUAAACAAAUUGCUCAUGUCACGUAGCAGAGCAAGAUCUUAAAGAUUCUGCAAGCCAGCCAUGGUCCUAGACCUGUAACACAGUCAAGCUCUCAUCGUGUGGUAUUUUGUAAUUACAUAUGUGUUUGGUUUUCUCCAAAAGCCUGCAUUGUACCUAGGAACAGGAACUGGAUUUUUAUUCAUUUAUGUAGUCCCAGAACCCAAUACAAUAAUUGGCACAUAGAAGAUACUUGACAAAUACUGUGGAAUUGAAUUGAAGGCAAAUGCAUGGAGUCUAGGAAAGAGAGGCCAAUGUGGAAAAGUGUGAUGGUGAAUCCCAAGCACAUCCAGCGGAAAGUGGUCCCCGUCCCUCCAGCACAUGCAUUGCUACCACCUGUCUGGUCUAUCCCUCCAGUGGUGAUGGAUGCAUCCGAUUCACAUAGCUUGAUGACAUCAGCCAUUAAAAUCAUCCCAGCCACCGUCCCCCCUUCCUACCCCAUCCUGAUUCUCUGGUUAGUGAGCAAACUGAUUAUAAUUUGACUUUUCAUAUAGAUUCUGUAUGGGAAUAGAAUGUUCUGAAGCAGUUUCUGAUCUGCACAUUAAAAGUAUUUCUUAUUAUAGAAAAGUCCUAGGAAUUUGGUUAGCAUGAUCCAGUUUUUUAGUCUGAUUCUGAGUGUCCUGACAAAAUCAGUUUUCUGGACCUUUAAGGUAAGACCUUGGUGAUGCCAAUAAGAAAGUUUUUUCUGUAAGGAUGCUUAUGCUGGUCAUCAGCUGCAUCUUGUCUAUAACUGUGUAUUCUCAAAAGCAGGCUCCACUUAGGAGAAGAAACUCAAAGACAGCAGCAUGUUUUCUGCUCAUUUCUGUUUGUUCUAUAAAAAUAGAAUUCCAUUUUAAAGCAGAACAGCUGCAAGAAGUACAGAGGAAGCAACUAAUGCCUGAAAUUUUGUGUUGUGCAGAUUGAAGUAGAAUAUAAUCAGGCUGCUGGUCAAAUCAGGCAACAUGCCAGUGUCUCAGUUCUCCUUGCUUUAAAAUUCAAAAAAUGAAAGGCUCAAACUUACAGGUCAUUUAAAAUUUAAAUCAAAGCAAAACUUAAGUGGGCCUUUUAAAUCAUUACAUUGGCAAAAGCUUUUUAAAUUUAUAACGCAUAAUGCUCCAGAACACGUUAAAUUCAUAGUCUCAUAAGUUGUUAGUGGUCAUAUAAAUCAGUACAAUUGUUUUUGGAAGGUUAUUUGUCUAUAGAACAGAGGUCUUACAGUUUGUCAUACCAUUUGUUCGAGGAAUUCUACAGUAUGUAAAUCUACUCUAAUCUGAGAAAAUAGCCAAAAAAUAUAGAAAAAGUUAUAGACGUGGAGAGGUUCAUUGUAAAUAUAAAUAUAUAUUUUUUUAAAAGCUUUGCCAUAACACUGAAAGAAAAAAGAAACAUACAAAAUUCUAUACUUGCUUAGAUUACUCUUAAGUUUUAAAAAAAUGAACUCAAAAAAAAAAGUGCUUGGAUAUAUAGCAAGAAUCAUGUCAAGAUUCAUACUUUUACCCAAAAAUACCAUUCCAAGGAUUUUCUUAAAGGAAAUCCAUAGACUAAAGUGAAAUAGGUAUUAUAUGAAAAAGUACAUUACAGUGUUAUCUAUGGCCCCAAACUGGAACUAAUCUGUCAAACAAAACAGAAGUGAAUUAGUCAUAGUGAUUGGUAUUUGCAUUACAGACUAAAUAGUAAUCUAGUCAUAAAAAUUACAGUUAUAAAGAUUAUAUAGGAAUAUGAAAUAAUUAUAUAUAUAUAUUUUUUUGGUACGCGGACCUCUCACUGUUGUGGCCUCUUCCGUUGCGGAGCACAGGCUCUGGACGCGCAGGCUCAGCGGCCAUGGCUUACAGGCCUAGCCGCUCCGCGGCAUGUGGGAUCUUUCCGGACCAGGGCACGAACCCGUGUCCUCUGCGUCGGCAGGCGGACUCUCAACCACUGCACCACCAGGGAAGCCCAUAUGAUAUAAUUUUAAGUAGAAAAAUAGUUUCUAUACAGUGAGCACUUACCAUGAGCCUGUCACUAUGUUGCUCAUUUUAUACACAUUAUCUCUUUUCGUGCUGACAGAACCUGAAGAGUAGGUAGAGUGCUAUCCUCAGCGACAGAAGAAAAUUGAGACAAAGUUGCUUAGUAAUUUUCCCUAGUUCACAGAGUUCAUACAGCAGGUAUUCAAACCUAAGCUAACUGAUAUCAAAGCCAUUUCUCCUUAUCCAACAUGCUAUAAAAGCCCUAGACACCUGAAGAUAAUAAGCAAACGUUAAUAUAAAAUAUAUAUGGAGAGAGAGAGAAAAAAAUCAGAGUGGAGCAAUGGUGUGGGUGGUCUUAUAAUAACUGGUUCCUUUCUAUUACAAUGUUAAGUCCAAACAAACAAACAAAAAAGUAAAUAAAUAAAAUUUUAAAAGUGAGAAUGAUACAAAAGGCUGGAAAGAAGUAUACUAAAGUAUUAAUAGGGUUUUGUUAAAGAGGUAGGGUUUGGUGUAAUUUCCCCCUUUUCUCUAUUUUACAAGAUGUUUUGGUAAUGUAUAGUACUUUUGUAAAAUAUUUUAAGUGCUCACUUCAGCAGCACAUAUGCUAAAAUUGGAAAGAUUCAGAGAAGGUUAGCAUGGCCCCUGCACAUGGAUGACACACAAUUUCAUGAAACAUUUCAUAUAUAAAUUGAUAUCAAUAUAUAUCAAUAUAUAUCUAUAUGUCCUCUGUGAUAUGGAAUCCAGAGCUCUGUAAAGCUUAUUGAUCAUUGAAACACUGUGAUGUUCAGAAACAGCAGUGGUAUUCCUGGCAGUAUAAGUGUUAUUAGGAAUACAGUAUAUCUGUCAUUCCUUUCAAAAAUUCUGUGGGUUAAUUUCCACAGAAUCCUUUUUUAUUUUUAAAGGUUUGAGAAGAAAAUCUAAAAGCUCAUGUUCCUUCCUUCUUUUUCUUCCUUCCUCACCUUUGCUUUCUUCACUGUAAAAUUAGUAUGGUGAUAACAGUAACCUGCUCUGUUGAUGUGAUGAGUAUAUGGGCAAUUUUUAUUUUCAUUAUAUUCUUCCUGUGUUUGAAAGGUUUUGAAAAACAUAUUUAACAAUUUUAACCUAAAAAAUAAUCUUUAAACUUAAUUUUUUAAUUAUUAAAUUUAAAUUAAAUUCAAAAGAUUUUUUAAUAUUUUGAAAUUUUAGAAAUUCAGUGUUUAUUGAAAAUCAAAAUGUGGCACAAAUACCAAGUAUAACGGUAUUUUGGGAAAAAUUCUUAUAUGCGCUACUCGUGUUUUUCCUCUUUCUGGUACAUGCUUUCACCUGUGUUUUAAAGAGACUCUAAAGAGAAACUAAAAGCAAAGUUUACUAAGUGAAAGUUUGAGCAGGUUCUGGGGUUGCCACCAUACUGCCUGCUUCAUUGAAUGUCACAUGGGCCUCUGCACACAAUGCAUGACUGGGCUGUGACAGAGCACAUGACACACAUGUGACAGGACGGGCUGCUCACGUCCUUUCCAAAUAAUGCUCUGGGGAGUAGUCCUCAAGAACCACUCUCCUAAAAGCAGAAAAUUCAGGGGUGGGGAGCAAGAGGGGUCUUCCCAAAAACACAAAAACUUUUCUGAGUGUUCUAAAAAUGAAGAGAAGGAAAGAACAGUGAGUACUAGAUGUUAAAAUGUGACAUUUGAAAGCUGUUAGGAAAAAUGCCAGGCUGACAGUCUCCAGCUAUAUCCCCCAGAGUCAAAAUGAAAAGUGCAAACCCAGGCUGACAGAGGCCCUACUUUUCUGAGUGUUCAUCGGUGAGAUGGGGAAUUCAUCGGACUACCCGGAAAGCAUCUCCUCCCUUUCUGAGCUGCUGAGCAUUAAGGUUUAAUCCCCAGGAUCUAUCAGAUUCUGUCUUGGAAGUUUGAACCCCAGUCAGCAUUGUAUGAGAUGUUGUGAGAGAUACAAAGUCUAUAUUAGGUAUGCUUCACCCUGGGGAAUUUAUAGGAAGUGGGAGGAAUACAUCACACACAGGAAAAGUUAUGUAAAAAACAAGGCCACGUAAAAUUGUCUUUUUAAUUUUUAAAAAAAUUUUAUUGGAGUAUAGUUUGCUUUACGAUGUUGUAUUAGUUUCUGCUGUACGGCAAAGUGAAUCAGCUAUGUGUAUACAUAUAUCCCCUCUUUUUUAGAUUUCCUUCCCAUUUAGGUCACCACAGAGCACUGAGUAGAGUUCCCUGUGCUAUACAGCAAGUUCUCAUUAGUUAUCUAUUUUAUACAUAGUAGUGUAUAUAUGUCAAUUCCAAUCUCCCAAUUCAUCCCACCCCCACUCCCCCCUUGAUAUCCAUAAGUUUGUUCUCUACAUCUGUGUCUAUUUCUGCUUUGCAGAUAAGUUCAUCUAUACCAUUUUUCUAGAUUCCACAUAUAAGCAAUAUUAUAUGAUAUUUGUUUUUCUCUUUCUGACGUACUUCACUCUGUAAUGAGUGGAACAGAUCAUAAGACAAAGGAAUUCAGAGUGGGUGUAGGAAUUCAGAGCUCCCAUGGGAGGGAGAAGAACAAGAGACCGGGGUGGGGGGCGGUGAUGAGGAAUGCACAGGGCCUGGAGGAUUUUCCAUGAUGGGUAGGGAGUAGCUAAGUCAUGGGGGCAGGGAUGAUAUUAAAAAACCACCAACUUGCUCAGCAGUGGCCCUGGCUGAUCAGAAUGGAUACUGGUCCAAAUGCUGGAAAACAUCCUGGAAGCUCCUUGCUGAGCCAGGAGUUACUUCUGUAGUUGUUAGAUUGUGGGAAUAUCAGGGGGGUCCUGGAGGAGCAGGGAGUCCUGGGACAUGGCCAGGGUGGUGCUGGGGCACUCAGGGUGCUUGAGGCAGUGGCUAUUUUCUAUUCAGUUCUAUCCACUACAAUCAUGCAACCAUACCUGUGAGUAUCUGCUGAAAAUCAGCCUUGAAUGAGGGCAAAUGGUAUAACAAGAACAUUUACAACUUGCUUUUGCAUAUGGUAUUUCAUUUGAUCUACCUAUCUCUCAGCCUAUCUAUCUAUCUACCCAUCUGUCUAACUAGCCAUCUAUCUGUGUCUCUCUGUCUGUGAAACCAAACUCAGUGUCCCUGGGUGCUGGACACUCAGCUAGGUACCAAGUUGAGGAGCCUGUCCAGAGUUGCAGUUGUCACAUGGGCCUUUCAUUUAUUUUACCACUGAUUUAGUGUAAGCACUGUACUAGGCACUAGGGAUACAGAGGUAGUAGAACAUCAUCCCUGUCCUCAAGGGGCUUGCAGGUCACAGAAACCCCCUUUCGAACCUUUUACACAGGUGAUAACGUAUGCAAAAAGAAGAGAUGUCACAAGAUGAUUAAAAUGGGGAAAGCAGCGUGGAUAUGUGUGGGUGGAGCAGCCCAUGAAGGGCCUUUACCCUGGUGAUGAUGCCAACCCCUUUAGUCACUAAGGGCAGUGGCCAGAACCUGCUGGUUUGGCCAAUGGGGGGCACCAAACCAAGGGAGGGAAAAGUAAUUCUGUAAGGACUGGAAGGAAGUCAAACACAACCUCUCAGCCAAGUGUUGGGGCCAUGAAUUUUUGCUGCAAGGUUUUAUGUUUUCUGGAGGUCAUUUACAGAAUUAAGUAGGAGUCACCCUGGGCAAUACUGGUAAGGGCGAAGAGCUAGAAUUCUCAGAAACUUUCUUUUGGAGCCUGAGACAGAAGAAGGCAGAUGAGAGAAAUAGCGUGCUGUGGUGGUUCUCAGACUUUUAAUCUCAAAACACUGAAGGAUAAUUCAACACUCUCCAUUAGUAACAGCAGCUGACUUGUGCAGACAUUCACAACCAUUAGGGGUACAUGGCAGAAUACUGUAGAGAAGUGGGAAAUGGGAUGUAAUUUCAUAAAGUUACCUAGUUGAGUCUACAUGUCUAUAUUUACAACCAGCCUUGAGGCUCAGAAGUAGAGGCCUGAGUUGAAGGCAGCUCUGCCACUAACCAGCUACAUCAUCAGAGGCAGUUCACUCUCUCUCAGCCUUAGUUUCUUCAUAUAUAAAAUAAUGAAUCUUAACUGGCAGCAUUAUUGAAGGGAUUCAAGAUAAUAAACUAGGGACUUCCCUGGUGGUCCAGUGGCUAAGACUCUGCACUCCCAAUGCAGGGGGCCCAGGUUCGAUCCCUGGUCAGGGAACUAGAUCCCACAUGCUGCAACUAAGAGUUCUCAUGCCACAACUAAAGACCCCGCAUGCCGCAACGAAGAUCCCGCAUGCCGCAACUAAGACCCGGUGCAGCCAAAUAAAUAAAUAAAUAAACAUUAAAAAAAAAAUACACUGAAGUUCCUAUCACAGUUAGUAUAUAGCCAUAGAGCCAGAGCUUAAUGAAUGAUUAGCUACUAGUAUAAGUAAUUUGUCUUAAAAGCUGUAUUGGGAGAUAACAGAGUCUGCUCAGCCAGCCAUCAUGCAGAAGUGAAAAUCCUGGGAUUUGCAGGAAAUACACUCUUAACAGUAAAUGCCCUCUGUAAUGAGGUAUAGCAGCUUAGACUUGAGGGUAAAUAUUUCAUUAAAUGUUAAUUGCUAUAAAAAGAAAGAUGGGUGCAGAAAUGGGGAGAAGAUGCUAUUUCAAAGCUAGCAGAUUUUUUUUUUAGUUGUUCUAGAAGGAAGAUUUUAAAUUUGCAUUUGAGAUUGAUUAUUUCAGGGUAAAAAGAUUAAUAAUUUUUUUAAUCACAUAAAUGUAAAACCAGUUCCUGAUCUGGAACAGGAAGGUUGAGACCAUUCAUUCCUUUAUUCACUCAACAAAUAUUUAUUGAGCACUUGCUACAUAUAUUACAAAAGGUACUGUACAUAAAAGGCACUGAUUAUGCAAAAAGGUUGCCUUUACUGUGAGUAGAAUUGCAGCCCUGAACCUGCAUUUCCUUGGGGUCUGGGAAGAGGAGUCAUGGUUAAUGGACUCUUGUCUGUAGGAAACUUGAUCCCUCCCACAUGGCAGCAGGAAAGGCACUGAGGGAGAGAUACCCUUCCUUUGAGAUGAGGGGAGGAGAUGUUGUGGAGAGCCCAGUCUGAUAUUUCUUUUUAUGCAUUGUCUUUUUCUUUCUCCUUCAGUAAAGUUAUAUUAAAUGUU